Molecule: messenger RNA, 13973 nt
Organism: Blepharisma stoltei
Lineage: Eukaryota; Ciliophora; Heterotrichea; Heterotrichida; Blepharismidae
Source: the annotation of a GenBank genome assembly
AUGGAAGAAGAUUUAAGAAGAAAACUCAAAUAUAUAUCAAUAUGGUGGAGAUCUCUUGGCGCAUUUUUUUUCUCUCAACACCUGCAAGGAACACUCAGGUGGGGAAAUAAAGCUGAGAAGAGACCCGGCAUCCUUAGUGUAUAUUGGGUGUGGGGUUUUCUCAUGCCUAAGGGAGCCAAUCCCUGGGCAUGGGUUUUUACCCUCAGUGGUUUUGGUAAAGACUUGCUGCGGUAGAGCGAUAUGACUCCUACAGACCACAAGACAGCAUGUGCCUAAUAUGAUACUGGGAGCUGUGUCACAGGGGAUCGGCUCUUAAGGGUUUUAAAGAUAUAUGUGCACAAAUACCUGGUCCGUUCUGUGAUGGCGAUGUCGAAAGUUAAUAUAUUAAUUAGAAGAAAACUCGCAGAUCGGCUUAGACCCCAAGACAAAUUUGGAAAUAAAGGCAUAGCCAGAAACGCCAGCAACACUGCACUCCAGCUCUCCAAGCCAAAACCAUCCUUAGUCCCUCGGCUUCAAUCACUGAAUGCUCAAUCCACCACAAAUCUUCGGAAACCCAAAACGCUUGAACCCCUUUCCCCAUUUCUUAAAGGCUCCGUGUUUUCCCCAGCUAUGACUUUAAUGACAAAAGGUGGGUCGAUGGUGUUUACAGAAGAAACCAAAAGGCUUGGAAUACUUUCUGAUGAAACAAGAAAAAUUGAGCCACUUUUGUCGUCAACUAAAAGCUUCAAAAUUAAAAAUUUGCCUCCAUUAAAGACUGGGAACAGGAAAAAGCACGUCCAUGGAGAUGCAAGACCUUUAAAAGAAGAAGAAAUGCUUACAAAUGAAGUGGCCGAAAACCCAACACCUUAUGACUUUAUACAAGUCAUAAAAUCAGACCCUGAACUUAUGGAGGAUUUCUGGUACUGCAACAGAAAAGGGGAUUCUUAUGACUUUGAGCUAGUCCCAUUCAAAAAGAAGAACCCAAAUGAAUACCUUACUAUUAGCUCAAGAGGUGUCACUCAUUUUAUCAAAGGGGAAGCUUACUUUUUAUCACUAGAAGAAUGGGAAAGAGAAUAUAAACUUUAUCAGAGGCUAAAAGAAAUCAAAUUUUUCAAACAAUAUAAAAAAUGGAAAAACUUUUCACUGUGGAAAAAUCUAAGAAGAAGAAAUAUGAUGACUGAACGAGCUCAAUACCUAGAACAUGAGCUGUUUAUUCUUGAUAAUAAGCUUAGAGACCCUCUGCUAAAUGUCCGCCAUCAAAGCUGGAAAAUAUUAAGAUUUGAUUUACUUGACUUGAAUUUUGACAAUGUAAGGACUCUUGAAGAAUUCAAUGCAGCUCAGGAUUCCAAAAGAAUUGCUGUUGGGGAUGAACUUGAAGACUUAGAAACGAAUAUCAAAAAUCUGGUCGCGAUUUCUUGCAAAGAAUCAUUAGAAGCGUUUAGAAGAGAAAAUAAAACUACAGUCAAUGAUGAAGAAGGCAGAAAAGGCCCAGAAGAAGACGCUGACCCAUUUUUGGUUGGUGAUAUAUCAAAUAAGCAAAUGCCAUACACCCAAGAAGCAAUUAUAAGAACCCACUAUAAAAGAUUAGCGAAGUUCAUUAGACUAUGUGACUAUCAAAUUAUUGAUGCAAAAAUGAGCUUAUCAGUCCAAUCCACACAAAAAGUACUAAAAGUCGUCAAUUUCGACUAUGGACAAAAAGAUAAAAAAUUUAUUGGGCAAAGAAGGCAGCACAGCCCUCUGCUGGUUAUCAAUUCAGAUUUUGAGCUUCGAGAAAUCUUUUAUGAGCCUGACAACGAAGCUGUGAAAAUUGCUAUUGAUGACGCCAUACUAAAUCUCCCUUUCAUGAGCUAUAAAAUAUAUUUUUCGCUCAGAAGGGCUAAUUUAUUAAAAAUUUCAAAAUUAUUACUUACAUCAAAAUAUUUUUUUUAUAAAAGAAUGUUCAAGCUACUUAUGGAGUGGCUAAUUUUCUAGAAAGUUGGAUUUCCAAUGGUUUUUGUUACUUAUUCAGGAGGGGGUAAGGGGCUUAACCAUGCUUCUAAACAACUACAUGCUUGUAAGCGUCCCUGAGUUCGAAAGAUAUACAAAAGCUCUAGACGAAUUCGAAGAAAAGCCAGUAGAAGAAGAAUUCGACUUAUUACAGAUGGUAGUAAACGAUGAAAUGAUAAAGAAAAUUGGCAGCGACAUUAAGGAUGGAAUUGAUAUCUCGUUCGCCACACUUGUAAAUUUCUCUCAGCAUUUGCUGCCAAAUCUUGACAUUUAUAUCGAAAAUUCAAGAAUGGAUAUAGAGAAAUACAGAGAUGCAGAAAUUGAAGAAAUUAAGCAUGCAAUUGAUGAAUAUAAAAGGCAGAUCCACGAUUUCAAAACAAUGAAGGAAGAAGAAGACGUUGGGAUAUUCCAGCUACAUGUCCUGAACAUUAAGAGAAAGCUCAUCCCAUCCCCAAAACACUGUUUGCAAAAAAUAGAAGAGCUGCUUCCAGAAAUUGCUUUAGACUCAGCAAUGAAACUGACCAAAACUUUGGGAGAAUACAAUAACAAUAUCAAAGGAAUCCCUAAAAAAGUAGAGGAAUACAUAAAUGUGGUCAAGCAUAUGAAGGUGAUUGAAGACAGCUUGCAAGACAUCACAAAUCGCGUCAAUGAUUUGAAAGAUUUAAUGCAGCUCAUGGAAGCAUAUAGCAUUAGAUUCACUGAUCUUAAUAAAAGAAAAUAUAACGAAACGUUGACACAAUUAGACUCACUAAGGACAAAAAUGCAAGCCUUUUAUGAGCGUGGAGAAAAUGAUAAGACUAAAUUUACUAGAAUGCUCAGGGAGAGCGCACAUUCAGUAGAAAAAAGAAAUAACGAUAUCAAAGAGCUGCUUAAAAAUGAAAAUUUCGCUAAUAAAGAUGCAAAUAAGCAAGAAAACAUUGCAUUUUUAGCAGAUAUCGGAGAAAAAGUAGUAAAUUUGGUGCAAGAUACCAAGGAUUUCAGAAAUUACUAUUUAGAGCUAGAAAUGGAGCCUAAAGAAUACCCAGAGGUAGAAGAUACGUUUAAAGACUGGAAAAAUAAGAAUGAAAUGUGGAAGGCUUUGGAUGAAUGGGAAAAGAAAAUUGUGAUCUGGAGCAAUACUCCAUUUUGCAAAAUUGAUGUAGAAGUUAUCAGCAAAGAAGUCGAUGGGUACGAUAAAAUCGCUAAAAAGUGCAAAUCGCUGGAAGACCAAGGAAAUUAUGUACCACAAGUGCUUAACUCCCCCCCCCCCUCCGUGAGCGAACAAAACCAUUAGAAAAAUCGCCAUUUUUUGACCAAAAACCCACCCUCCGUGAGUGAACAAAAAUUUUUUUAAUAGAAAAAAUUUUAAUGGAAAAAAAAUUUUGAUAUAUAAGUGAUAAUUAGUAUAAUGAAAUCUAGAGCUAAUUCUGUUUAAUUUUAAACAAAUUGCGUUUUAAAACAUAAAAUUUUGCAAAUUAAAAUUAAUAUUUGCUUCCCAAUUUUUGCAAAUUAGGAUUUUUUUAAAAUUUCGAAAAAAAUAUUUUUUAUAAAAUUUAUAUAUAAAUUUUUUUUAAAAAAAAAAAUUAACCCCCCUCCGUGAGCGAACAAAAUUAUUUUGUUCGCUCACGGAGGGGGGGGGGGGAGUAAGUCAUAUGUUGACGUGCUGAAAGACACAAUGCCAAUUGUCAGCGAUUUAAGGUUUAAAGGACUAGAAGAAAGGCAUUGGGAACAGAUAAGAAAAGUUAUUGGGAUUGAUAUUGAUAUAAAAGACGAAACUUUUACUUUAAGAAAGCUUUUGGACAUCAAAGUCAACAAUAUGAGAGAAGAAAUUGCAGAAAUUGCAUUAAGGGCUAGAAAAGAAGAAGAAAUCCAAAACCAGCUCAGCGAGAUUGUAUCAGGCUGGGACAAUAUUGAAUUCCACGUUGAAAAAGUCGAAGAGAACUAUAUAUUUAAAGAAGUUGACGAAAUCAUGGUUAAGCUUGAAGACUCUCAAGCUGGUCUUUCAACUUUAAUUUCUAAUAGAUUCGUAGGCCCAAUGUUUGAAAAAGUUGACUAUUGGAACAAAGUUUUCAAAGUCUUUGCUGCCACUCUUGAUGAAUGACUUCUAUGCCAAAAACAAUGGGGCGAGCUUGACAAAAUCUUCAGAAGUGGAGAUAUUGCAAAAAAGCUUAAUAAAAGCCACAAAGCAUUUUUGACAAUUGACACCUUUUUCAAAGAAAGAAUGAAAAAAGUGUGGGACUCUCCCAAUGCACUAAAAGCUGCUACAGAAGAAGGGCUUCUUAAAAGCUUGCAAGACACAAACAAAAACUUAGAAAAACUGCAGAAGAAAAUAGAAGAGCAUCUUGAUAAACAAAGGGUCAAUUUCCCUAGAUUUUUCUUCCUUUCUAACGAUGAGUUAUUGAUAAUUCUUUCUAAUUCACAAAAUGCAAGGGAAAUUCAGACCCACUUGAAGAGUAUGUUUGAGAAUAUCUAUGAGCUAGAGUUUGAAGAAGACAAAGCAGAGUCUUUUACUGGGCUGAUUUCAGCAGAGAAAGAAACUUUGACGCUGCACUCCAAAAUCAAGUCUAAAGGAAAUCCUGAUGAGUGGCUGAAAACGCUUGAAACACAAAUGAGUGAGUCAUUGCGUCGCUAUAUCAGAGAAGCCAUCAAAAAAUAUGGUGACCUAUCUCGCAAAGAUUUCAUUUUGAGCACUGAUUUGGUAAGCCAAGUCAUCCUAUGCACUGCUAUGAUUAUGUGGACCUGAAGCACAGAGGAGAAUUUGUCUGGAAAAAGUGACGUAAGUGAGUCUCUGACUGAUUGACAUGAUGUUAUCAAUGGAUAUCUGGAAGAACUUACAAAUCUUGUAAGAGAAGAGCUAACUUUAGCAAUGAGACGAAGAAUUGUAGCUCUUGUCACUCAAGAUGUCCAUAAUAGAGAUACUAUAGAGAUGCUUAAAGACGAAGAAGUCACUUCUGCAAGCGAUUUUAGAUGGCAAAAACAUUUACGCUACUAUUGGGCUGAUUUCGAAGAGAAAUUCAAAAUUUCUCAGCUGAAUGCUGACUUGGAGUAUGGGUUCGAAUUUAUGGGAGCUACCACAAGGCUAGUCAUUACUCCGCUUACUGAUAGGUGCUGGAUGACCAUCACAGGGGCUAUGAAAAUCAACUUAGGCUCAGCUCCUGCAGGCCCAGCAGGUACUGGUAAAACUGAGUCUGUAAAAGACCUUGCCAAAGCUAUGGGCAAAUAUUGCAUUGUUUUCAACUGUUCUGAACAAAUCACUUACCAAAUGAUGGAAAAACUCUUUAUGGGGCUCUGCUACACAGGCUCUUGGAGCUGUUUGGAUGAGUUCAAUAGAAUUGAUAUUGAGGUUCUCUCAGUUAUUGCUCAGCAGCUUAGAAUUAUUAAGCAGUCUAAAGAUGACAACAAACCAGAAUUCUUUUUUGAAGACAAAAAAGUUCUACUGAGGAUAGAAACUGGCGUGUUUAUUACCAUGAACCCAAGCUAUGCUGGCAGAACUGAACUCCCUGACAACUUAAAAGUUCUGUUUAGGCCUGUUUCUAUGAUGGUUCCUGACUAUACUCUUAUUGCAGAAAUCAUGCUAUAUGCUGAAGGCUUCAAAAAUGCCAAACACUUGUCAGGUAAAAUGACGAAGCUUUAUAAGCUUGCUUCAGAACAGCUUUCUCAGCAAGACCAUUAUGAUUUUGGUAUGAGAGCUGUAAAAAGUGUGCUGAACAUGGCUGGUUCUUUGAAAAGAAAAGAGCCUCAUCUGACUGAAGAUAUCAUUUUGAUAAGAGCUAUGAAAGAUUCAAAUGUCCCGAAGUUUUUGAAGGAAGAUUUAGUCUUAUUUAAUGCGAUUGUGCAAGAUUUAUUUCCAGAUGUUGAUAUUCCUAAUGUAAAUUACAGAAAUAAAAUGGUGGAAUUGACGGAAAUUGGACUCCGAGGUGCACUCUAAGGAGAAGAAGGAAACAUCUUGAUAAAGCUGAAAAACAGUGCCUCUAUCAGUUUGCGAAAGUCUUUUCAAGCAGAAAAGUUUUGUUUUCUUGUUUCUGCCAGAUGGACUAGACAGGUUUUGUCUGCCACAUAUUUUUGCCUCAUUGGGACCAUCGGGUACCUUACAGACUUGGUUGUGCUCUAGAGAGCUAAUCCCUUGCACAGAUAGUUUGUCAGAAAUUCAAAAGGCAACAUUUUGAAGCCAAGUGUGCGAUGGCUAGUGGGUCUACCUGCUUAUGAUCAGUAUAACUUUAACUAACUAAUGUGGAUUAUGGAGAGCUAGAAGCAGCAAUUAGAGAAUGCAUUGAUAAAGAACGAUUACAGCCGAUUGAUACAUUUGUGAAUAAAGUGAUACAGCUGUUUGAAACUUUUGAGGUUAGAUUUGGUGUCAUGAUUGUGGGGCCUGCAACUGCAGGAAAAUCGAUUUGCUACAAAAUUUUGGCACAAGCCUUGACUCUGCUGAGAAUGAAAAAUUCUCGCAACCAGAGCUACCAAAAAGUACAAUUCCAAAUACUAAAUCCUAAAGCAAUUUCAAUGGGUGAAUUAUAUGGUGAAUACAACGAAGUCACUUUUGACUGGAAAGAUGGCUUAGCCAGCUCAAUUAUGAGAGAAUUUGCUAAAAAAGAAGAACUCACAAGGCGGUGGGUUGUAUUUGAUGGACCAGUAGACUCAUUAUGGAUUGAAAACAUGAACACAGUCCUUGAUGACAAUAUGAUGCUAUGUUUGGCAAACCAAGAAAGAAUAAAACUUAAGCCAGAAAUGAGGAUGCUCUUCGAAGUCGCUGAUCUUUCUUCAGCCUCUCCAGCUACUGUCUCUCGUUGCGGUAUGGUAUAUAUGAAUAUCGAAGCUGUUGGCUGGAAAGCUCUUAUACAAACAUGGAUUACCAAAGAGCUAUCAGAAUGGCAGCCUGAGCAAAGGGAUCAUUUAGUUACACUUAUAAGCACUUAUAUGGGUAAAGCUUUAUCAAUCGUACAAAGAUUGUCUGAGCCAAUACCAACCAUGACCAAUUCAUUGAUUAAUUCAUUUUGCAACUUAUUAAAAGCAGUGGCUCAGUUUGAUAGAAAUCCAAGAUUUAAUGAUAAUAUUGAGCAGUUUAAGAAGUAUCUUGAUAAAAUAUUUGUGUUCUGCUUGACUUGGUCGAUUGGAGGCGCUUUAGAUACCAAUAGUAUGGUUAAGUUCGACUCUGCUAUAUCUUCAGAUCUUAAUGUAGACUUACCCAAGGGAUCAUUGUAUGACUCUUGUGUUGUUUCCAACAAAAUCCAAGGCGAUUACAAGCAGUGGGAUUCCAUGAAAAAUGAAUUUGUGUAUAACCCUGAUGUGAGUUAUUUUCAGCUGCUCGUUCCUACUAAAGAUACAAUACGUUUUGAGCACCUUCUUAAAUACAAUAUAAGCAUUCAGCACCCAGUCUUCAUAACUGGCUACACAGGAGUAGGAAAAUCCGUAAUCAUCACAAAUACUUUGACAAGCAUGAAAGAAACCGACAACAUGUACCCCAUUUUCAUCACGUUUUCAGCACAAACUUCAUCGCUCUACACCCAAAACUCAAUUGUUACUAAACUUGACGCAAAAAGAAAAGACUUACUUGGUGGUCCAGGGACCAAAAAAGUAGCCUUACUGAUAGAUGACGUUAAUAUGCCGGCUGUAGAAAAGUUUGGAGCCCAACCACCAAUAGAGCUUUUGCGUCAAUUUUGCGAUCAAGGCUUUAUAUAUGAUCGCGAGAAAAAGUUCCCAUUAAGAAUUGUAGACACCACACUUAUCUGCUGUGCAGCGCCACCUGAAGGAGGACGAAACAAACUAACCCAGAGGUUUACAAGGCAUUUCCAUGUAUUGUGUAUUCCACAUACAAGUGAAGAAAAUAUGAUAACCAUUUUCAAGACUAUUUGUGAUGGCUUCUAUAGUAAAGGCUGGAAAAGUGAGGUCAUUGCGAUAGUCCCACAGAUCGUUUCCGCUACCAUUCACAUUUAUCAGCAAAUUAGUGUAGAACUAUUGCCAACUCCAGCUAAGUCACAUUAUUUAUUCAACCUUCGUGAUGUUUCUAAAGUAUUCCAAGGGAUUCUUAUGGGCAAACCUAGAAGUUUGAAUAACCCUGAUAGUGUGAUUUUCCUUUGGGUUCACGAAGCAAUGAGAGUGUUCCAUGACAGACUUAUUAAUAAGCAAGACAAGCGCUGGUUCACAGAAAUGGUCACAAAAAUCCUUGGUCAGCAUUUCAGACUUGCUUUAACCCAUGAUCAAGUAUUUGUUGAAAAAACCAUCAUUUUUGCAGAUUUCCUUAAAGGGGAUUUAGCUAUGGACGAAAGAGAGUACGAGAUGGUGGGCAGCACACAAAUUCUUAUGAGGAGAGUAAACGAGUUCCUUGAUGAGUAUAAUUCAGUAGGAACCCACGAAAUGAAACUAGUCUUCUUUAAUGAUGCAAUUGAACAUCUAUCUAGGCUGUGCAGAAUUUUACGGCAACAGAGAGGAAAUGCUAUGCUAAUUGGUGUCGGCGGGUGUGGAAAACAGUCACUUACGAAACUGGCUGCUUUUAUGUGCCAUUGUGAAUUCUUCCAAAUUCAAGUGACCAAGGACUAUAAGUUAGCUUCUUUUAGAGAAGACUUGAAAAAGCUGUUUGUGGCAGCAGGAGGGGUGAUUCCAAAGCCAUCAGUAUUUUUGCUGACUGACACCCAAAUAAUAAGUGAAUCUUUUCUUGAAGACAUAAACAAUAUUUUAAAUUCUGGAGAAGUGCCUAAUCUCUUUACAAAAGAAGAGCUUGAUCCUAUUGAACAAGAUCUUAGAAUUGUUGCAGAAAAGGAAAAAGUGUUUGAAAACGUUUACAACUUUUUCAUACAAAGGGUGAGAGAAAACUUGCAUAUUGUUCUAUGCAUGAGUCCUGUUGGUGAUGCUUUGAGAGUCCGAAUGAGAAUGUUCCCAUCAUUAGUAAAUUGCUGCACAAUUGAUUGGGUUGAUCCAUGGCCUAAUGAUGCACUUUUAAGUGUGUCUGAAAGCAAAUUCCAAGAUUUGAGUAUUGACUUCUUACCAAGGGAUGAGUCUUUGAAAGUAAAAGCAGCUUUAGCUCGAUUAUGCGUUGAUGUCCAUCAGAGUGUCAUUGAAAUGGCUGAUGAGUUUUAUCCUAUUUUAUAUUGAAUUUAUUUAAUGAAAUCGUAAAAUUCCCUAAUAAUUCAUGGAUUUAGCCUUUUAAAACAAAAAAAUAUGUUCAUUAGUAUUAAAUUCUUUAAAUAUACCAAAUUUUAAACAGAAAAGUGUAUAUCACUCCAAAAAGUUACAUUGAUUUAAUAUCUGGCUAUUUCAAGCUCCUCGAAGAAAAACAGAAAGAGCUAAGCGGAGCCCGACAAAGAUACAGAAAUGGUGUUGACCAGUUAAUUAAGACUAAUUUAGAUGUGCAGGAAAUGCAAAAAACACUUGUGAAUCUAGCACCUGUUUUAGAAGUAAAUAAAAAAGAAUGUGAAGAAUUAGGGAAAAAACUUGAAGUAGAUACAGUCCAAGCAAAUAAAGUUAGAGAAAUUGUAGAAGAUGAGGAAAGAGAGGUAAACAUGAAAACUCAAGAAAUCAAAGUCCUACAAGAAGAUGCUGAAGCUGACCUGAACCAAGCCAUGCCUAUAUUAGAAGAAGCAAUCAGAGCAUUAGGAAAUAUAAACACAAAAGAUAUAGCAGAAAUCAGAACCUUCGCCAACCCUCCUAAACUAGUUGUGUUCACUCUUGAAGCGAUCGCUAUCUUGUUAGAAGCCCAGACUUCUUGGGAAUCCAUCAGAAAAAUCCUCCAAAACAACUUCUUAGAUACUCUAAUAAAAUUCCCGAAAGACAGUAUAAAGCCAGUCACCCUCAAAAAGCUGAAAAAUAAAAUUGCCAGUCUCCCUGACUUUACUCCUGAAAAAGUUGGCGGCCAAAAUGUCGCAUCUAAAUCUCUAUGUGAGUGGGUCUAUGCCAUAGUAAACUACGCACAAGUAUCAAAAGAAGUCGAGCCUAAACGAAAAAGACUAGAAGAGCUCAACAAAACAUUAGCUGAAGCCGUUGCAAAUUUAGCUGAUACACAGAACAGAUUAAGAGUCGAACAAGAAAAGGUUGCAGGACUUGAGGCCAAAUUUAAAGCAGUACUAGAUGAGCAAAUCAGCUUAGACAAUGAAAUCCAGACCACAAAUUUAAGACUUUCAAGAGCUUCUGUAUUAACUGAAGGUCUUAAAGAUGAGCACCAAAGAUGGAAAAUUUCAGUGGACAGACUGACAGAAAAAUUGCGAAAUAUUUUAGGAGACAUUUAUUUGUCAGCAGCUUGUAUCAACUAUUAUGGACCUUUUUCUGGGUUAUAUAGAAACAAGCUAGUAGCCUUUUGGAUGAGCAAAUGUCAAGAGCUUGGAAUACCAUUCAGCAGCAAUUUUGAUUUAAUUGACGUAAUGGGCGAUCCACUUGUAAUUAGAGAAUGGAAUAUUGCGACUCUUCCUACUGAUUCUGUGAGUGUUAGCAAUGCAAUUUUGGUCACUAGGUCAGAAAGAUGGCCACUUAUGAUUGAUCCUCAAGAGCAGGCUAAUAGGUGGAUUAGAAAGAUGGAGGAGUCAAAGGGACUGAAACUUAUUAAGCAGACUGAUAAAGACUUUGAAAGGAGUUUAAAAGCUUGUCUAAGGGAUGGAGUUCCUAUGCUAAUUGAAGAUGUAGGCGAAACAUUAAAUCCUUUGCUUGACCCUGUUUUAAAUAAGCAUCUAGUAGAGCAGUCUCCAGGAAGAUUCACGCUGAGAAUGGGAGAAACUGAUAUUGACUAUGAUAUGAACUUUAAGCUGUAUAUAAUCACAAAGCUUUCUAAUCCUCAUUAUCUCCCUGAAAUCAGCAUCAGGGUCAGCUUAAUCAAUUUCACAGUCACAAUGAAAGGUCUAGAAGAACAGCUUCUAGGUGAUGUCGUCCGCAAAGAAGAGCCAAAAAUAGAAAUUGAGCAAAAUAAGCUCGUGAAAGACAUAGGUGAUGGACAAAGAGAGCUCAAAAACUUCGAAACUUUAAUUCUUCAAUCCCUUUCUGCUACAGAAGGAAAUAUCCUCGACGAUGCGAAACUAAUAGCUAGACUAGAAACAGCCAAAAAGUCAUCAGAUUUGAUCAAUAAAAGAAUGAUAACUGCUGAAAACACCAAAAAAGAAAACGAAGCAGCUAGAGCUAAAUAUCAAAAAGUCGCCAGAAGAGGGUCAAUUUUGUAUUUUGUGAUCGCUGAUUUAGCAAAUAUUGAUCCUAUGUAUCAGUAUUCUUUGAGUUAUUUUUCAAAAUUCUUUAAUUCCAUUAUUGACCAAGCUCCAACAAAUCCAGAUGCCCAAGUCAGGAUUGAAAUUUUGAUUAAUGCGAUUACUGAAGUCAUUUACUCGAAUAUUUGUAGAGGGCUUUUUAACGCUCAUAAACUUAUUUUCAGCUUUUUAUUGGCGGCACAAAUACAAAGAGAUGCUGGGCUUAUUAAAGAUGCUGAGUGGGCUAUACUGUUGAGAGGUGUUUCUAUGGUCCCUGCUGACUUUAGGAGGACUCCAAAGCCUGAUAUAGCAGGAGUCACUGAAAAGUCAUGGAAUUUCAUUGUAUUUUUACAAAAUGUCAGCGAAGCAUUUAUGGAGCCAUUUGUAGGCGAAGAUAUCAGAAAUAACAGAAAAGAAUGGCAUACCUGGAUUCACUCCAAAGAGCCUCAAAAAGAGCCACUGCCAGGAAGAUACAAUAACCUAUCGAUAUUCCACAAAAUGCUUUUAAUAAAAGCUUUCAGAGAAGAAAAAAUCAUAUACAUGGUCUCAGAAUUCAUUAGCCACGUUUUAGGUCCUAAAUUUGUGCAGGUUACACCCACAUCAAUGGAAGAAGUUUAUGUAGAAACUACCAAGAGGACUCCAAUCAUUUUCAUUUUAAGCCAAGGUGCUGAUCCAAUGUCUAUGAUUACCAGGCUUGCUCGUGACAGAAAAUUCCUAGAUAGAAUUGACCCUAUUUCUCUAGGUAAAGGACAAGACGAAAAAGCAAGAAAAGCUAUCGAAAAAGGCCUUAGGGAAGGAAAAUGGGUCAUAUUGCAAAACUGUCAUCUUGCAAAAUCGUGGAUGCCAGACCUGGAAAAACAAAUAGAAAACUUUGACGACCCUAAAACAGUAAUCCAUGAAGAAUUCAGAAUUUUCUUGACAUCAAUGCCUUGCAAUUAUUUCCCAAUCCCUGUGUUGCAGAAUGGAGUCAAAGUCACAAUUGAGCCACCUAAAGGAAUCAAAUCAAACUUGCUUAGAUCAAUGACUCUUAUGACUGAUGAAAAAAUCGCUGAGUCAAAUAAGCCAGAAACUUGGCAAAAAUUGAUUUUCUCUUUAUGCUUAUUCCACGCAGUAAUACAAGAACGUCGAAAAUUCGGUCCAUUAGGUUGGAAUAUCCGUUAUGAAUUCAAUGAAAGUGACCUAGAGACUUCUAUUCGUGUGAUUGAAAAUUUCUUAAAUGAGCAAGAAGUGGUUCCAUGGGAAGCUAUUAAAUUUGUUACCGGAGAAAUUAACUAUGGUGGAAGAGUUACUGAUGAUUUAGAUAGAAGAUGCUUAAUGAGCACUCUUUCCUACUUCAUAAAGCCAGAAGUCCUUGAAGAUGCCUUCAAAUUUUCUGAAAGUGGUAUAUAUGCAAUUCCAUCAGAAAGUACGGUUCAAGCUUAUAAAGAUUAUGUUAUGAACUUGCCUAUUACAGAUGAGCCAGAAAUAUUCGGGAUGCAUGAAAAUGCAAAUAUUACUUUCCAGCAGCAAGAAAGUUCUAGUGUGCUAAAUGCGGCUUUAUUAAUUCAGCCUAAGGAGAAAGGAAAGUCUUCUAUGGGGAAAACGCCGGAUGAGAUGGUAGAUGAGCUUGCGGCUAAAUUUUUAGAGGAGUUGCCUAACCCUCUGAGUGAGCAAAUUUCUUUGCUCGCUCAUGGAUCAGAGUUAAUGCUAAUUUUGUUUAAAAUUUUAUUUUUAAAAUCCAAAUUUGCAAAUAUUUUAAACAUUAUUUAAUUAAUAUUUACGUUUUAUUGUGCAAGCUGUCUAAAAUUUAAUAAAAUUAGCUAGAGAUUUCAUUACAAUCUUUUAUUAUUUUUAUAUAUAAACUAUUCCAUAUAGAAAAUUUUUAUAUAUUACGACAUUUUUGGAGAUGUUUAAUUUUUUCAAAAAUUAGGACUUUCUAAUAUUUUUACUCUACCACGUAGAGGGGGAGUAAAAUUUUAAUGAAAUCAGAAGCUGGCAGCCAUACUUUUGUAGUAGAAAAUGGGCUGAUGGAAGCCAUGGCUACUUUUCUAGGCCAAGAAAUGGAAAGAUUCAACAGGCUUCUAAAUAGAUGCAAAACAAGUUUGGAAGACUUGAGAAAAGCAAUACAAGGGCUUGUCUUGAUGUCUGAUGAUCUUGAUAGAAUGUAUAACGCCAUGAACAAUAACUUGAUUCCUGAGCUUUGAAAUCGUGUUGCUUAUCCUUCACUCAAGCCGCUUGCAUCUUGGUUUACUGAUCUCAAAGAAAGAGUUUCAUUUAUUCGUAAAUGGCUCAUCCAUGGUAAGCCUGAAUCUUAUUGGCUAAGCUCUUUCUUUUUCCCACAAGGAUUUUUAACAUCAGUAAUGCAAAGCCAUUCAAGAAAAUUCCGCGUUCCAAUUGAUAUGCCUAAUUUGCUAAAUAUUAUAUAAAUUGCCAAGACUACUAUGCAUUUUUAUAUAAAUAUUUUUAGAAGCCUCAGAUAUCUAUUACCAAUUUAAUUUAAAAUAGAAUAAUUUAGUAUUUACAUUUGAGUUGCAGUCAUUUAGUGAAAUCGAAAGAAUUGAAGAAAAAAUUGAUGAUGGGGUUUAUGUCCAUGGACUAUUCAUGGAAGGAUGCAGAUGGGAUCCAGAAACUAAUGUGCUGGAAGAUUCUAAGCCUGGAGUUAUGUGGACUUUAGCUCCUUUAAUUUCAUUUAUACCGAGCGAAGUACAAGACAAUGUUGAUGAAGAGGAAGAGUACUACUUAAUGCCUGUUUAUAAAACCUCAGCAAGAGCAGGGCAGCUAUCAACGACAGGGCACUCCACAAAUUAUAUAAUCUCAAUUGAUGUUCCGACUCAUAAGCGGCCUCAGCAUUGGAUUCAGAGAGGAGCUGCCUUUUUAUGCCAACUUGAUGAUUAG